UAUACCCUUUUAUAAGCCCAUCACCUUUCUCAUUUUCCCCCCCAAUCCACUUCCACUAUACUACUCUUCCUCAUUCUAUACAACAAAAUCCAUUCUUUAACUUAAACCAAGAAAACCAAUUCUUGAAAUUUUCCUUUCAAGAACUCAAGAAAAACCAUUCUUGAACUCAAAUCAAGAAAACCAAUUCUUGAACUUCUAAAUCAAGAAACAAACCAUCAUUUCAAGAACUCAAGAGAAUCAUUCUUGAACUUAAAUCAAGAAAACCAAUUCUUGAACUUCUUAAUCAAGAAAACAAAUUAUUUUACAUUUCCUAUCAAGAACUUGGAAAAAAUCAUUGAUGGGUACUUUGGUGGGACAUGUAGCACCAGGGUUUGCUUUCUUUUUUCUUGGUAUUUGGCAUCUUUUUAAUCACAUAAAGCUCCAUGCUCAAAACCCAAAAUUUUACACUUCACUUCCAUGGUUUCCCACUCAAAAAAUAAGGUACAUAGAGCUUCUCUUCAUCAUGUUAGGAAGCUCUCUCUCCGUUUCCAUGGAGCUUUUCAUCGGACCUAAAAGCCACCAACCUUUCGAUCUUGAUGGCACUAUUCCAUCCAAUCAUCUUCACAACUUUGAACACUCUUCCAUUUCAAUGACUUUCUUUGUAUAUGCAGCCUUUGCUAUCAUCAUUGACAAACUUAAUCCCAAACCUAAACAUGGUCUCACCCAAUUACUUGGAGCCUUAGCUUUUGGCCAACAACUUUUUCUUUUCAAUCUCCAUUCAGCUGAUCACAUGGGUAUUGAAGGUCAAUACCAUUUGCUUCUCCAAAUUGUUAUUCUUGUUUCUUUAGCCACUACUCUUUUGGGUAUCGAGUAUCCCAAGAGUUUCUUGGUCAGCUUUGUAAGGUCAACAAGUAUUAUGUUCCAAGGUAUUUGGCUUAUAACUAUGGGGUAUGCUCUUUGGACCCCAUCUUUAGUGCCUAAAGGUUGUUUCAUACAUUUAGAAGAUGGUCAUCAAGUGGUUAGGUGUUCAGGAGACGAGGCCUUACAUAGGGCUAAAUCAUUAGUCAAUAUUCAAUUCAGUUGGUUCUUGAUUGGUGUCACCAUUUUUGUUAUGUGCUUCUAUUUGGCACUUGACAAAUUUUAUGGAGAAAAUAAAGUUGAGUACACUUCUUUAUUAAAAGAGGAAGGUGGCAAAUUUCUUGAAGAAGACUCAUUGGAUAUUGAUGUUGAAUCACAAACAAAUAAUAUUAUUCAUCCCAAAGUUGGCAAUCACUCAAGCAGUUUUAUGCAUAUAGGAAGAAAUUUUGCCCCAAUUGACAUAGAGAGGUAAAAAUAAAGGGGGAAAAUCAAACUAGUUUGAAAAUAAAAGUCAUUAGCUAGGUAAAUAUGUAUGUGUAUAAAAAUUAUUUGGGUUGGUGGGGAUCUCACUUUUUUGUUUAAUUAAGCCCUCAAUAAUGUUUGCUUAAUGGAAAACAAGGACUUGGGUUGGGUUUGUAUUAAUGGUUCAUUGGUCUUGAGCUUAGGUUGAGAGAGUUGUUUUUAUUUUUUUUUUCUUUUUUCUUUUGAUUCUAUUAUUUUAUUGGGUAUGUUCAGUGUGCCCUUGUGUACAAAAGAAAAAGAAACAAACAAUAAAAGAUUUGUGUAAGCAAGAUGUUAUUAA
Molecule: messenger RNA, 1639 nt
Organism: Mercurialis annua (annual mercury)
Lineage: Eukaryota; Viridiplantae; Streptophyta; Magnoliopsida; Malpighiales; Euphorbiaceae
Exons: 1
Coding region: 338-1309 (323 amino acids)
Source: RefSeq, a predicted model, not a curated record